This is a messenger RNA of Daucus carota subsp. sativus, 975 nucleotides long. RefSeq lists its product as uncharacterized. NCBI's taxonomy places the organism in Eukaryota, Viridiplantae, Streptophyta, Magnoliopsida, Apiales, Apiaceae. The transcript has a single exon. The record is from RefSeq and is a predicted model, not a curated record. Bases 1 to 975 code for a protein of 324 amino acids.
AUGUGUGAUGGGUUGUUAUGUAUUUCUUUUGAUGCUGACAUGAGAGAAUUUGAGUAUGGUAAACGUGAGUGCUAUUGUAUUGGAGAUAAUUUGUAUCUUUGGAACCCGAUAUGCAGAAAAUCUAAAAGGCUUCCGGGACUUGAACUCUCGACCUCUGGCGUGAACUUUGGGCAAUAUGGUGGUGUGAGCUUCGGGUAUUAUGGUGGUGAUUAUAAGGUGAUGGUGAUUUCUUCGUCUACUGGCUAUAAUUAUUUUGUGUCUGUUUACAGCUUGAGUAGUAAUCGUUGGAACGUUAUUCGUACUAAUUGUUAUUAUCAAGAGAUUAGUGAUUUUGUUAUUAAGCAUCCUACCAAGUUUGUAGAUGGCACUGUAUAUAUGAUAACAGCUACACGAAGGACAUCUUUUUCAUAUCUGCCGCUGAUUGUAUGGUUUGAUUUACGCGAUGAGACUAUCCAACAGUUAAAGUGUCCGGAAGAAUUUGUUUAUUAUUGUUCUCGUUAUACCAUUGAAGCGUAUGGAGAAUCAAUUGCUGUUUUCGGAUGUGGUAAUCGAGAGGAUGAGCGGUAUCUUGACAUGUGGACCUUUUUAAGAGACAAGGACUCAUCCAAAUCAAGCUGGGAAAAAAAGCUGGUUAUUAAAUUGGAAAAUAUUGGGUAUUCUCAUAUUCCAUUAGGCUUCUUAGACAAUGGUAGAUAUAUGAUAAGUAGACAUUCUAUGAAAGUUUAUUAUCCACGUAUGUGGAAAACCACGUUCCUUUUGUGCGAUCUGGAGUCUCAAAAAGUUUUAAAGUACGGAUCUCAAAGUGGUUCAGACUCUCACGGCAGUAAGAUGAAUCCUAAUUGUGUGGAGAGCCUCCUUCUACUCGAUGAAGAUAGCGUAGAUCCUUUUGUGCACUCUGAGGCCGAGUCUUCUUGCGGUUCAAUAUUGUUUACUUUGAAGAAGGAUAUCGGACAUCCAACAAAGUGCAAAAACUGA